Molecule: messenger RNA, 321 nt
Organism: Rotaria sordida
Lineage: Eukaryota; Metazoa; Rotifera; Eurotatoria; Philodinida; Philodinidae
Source: the annotation of a GenBank genome assembly
AUGAUUAAAAAAUUAAAUAUGUACAAACAUGAUCAUUCUUUAUUUGAUAAUCUUAAUGAAAUGAAGAUGUUUUGUAGAAUAUUUUCAAAUAUUGAACAACUUAAAUGUAGUAUUAAUCAACCACAAUAUAUUCUAUUUUUAUUAUGUAGACUAUCAAAAUUAUCUACGAUGUAUGUUUAUUUAUCAUCAAUAUCUGAUCGAAAUUAUUUUCGUUAUUCGUUGGAAAAAGCAGCAGAUACACUAAAGUUUAUAUUUUGUGUGAAAGAUCUUUAUGGAGAUGCAGCUGAACUUUUUAUUUGGAUUGAUGAAAAUCUCGAAUAA